This is a messenger RNA of Prorocentrum cordatum, 1218 nucleotides long. The record is from the annotation of a GenBank genome assembly. NCBI's taxonomy places the organism in Eukaryota, Dinophyceae, Prorocentrales, Prorocentraceae.
AUGUCGUUCCGCUACGGUUACGGCGGGGGCCUCGGUGGAGGCGCGGGCGGCCUCGGCGGCGCGUACGGCUCGGGCCGCGCGUACGGCGCCAGCGGCAUGUACGGCGCGGGCGGCCUGUACGGCGCGGGCGGCGCGUACGGAGGCGGGGGCGCGGACAUUCAGGGGCAAUGGCGCGGCUUUGCCGACCUGCCGGACUGCGGCACGGCGUGCUGCGCGACCACCACCUCCUGCAUGGGCUGCGGCCCCGGCGCCGGCGCGGCGUGCGCUGAGGGCUCGGGCUGCGGCGGCGGCGGCGGCACGAUCCUGAGCUACGUGGGCCCGGGGGGCGACUACGUCCAGGAGACCACGUACAAGUACGUGGGCAUGGGCGCGGGCGAGUUCGGGGCGGUCCGCAUCCCUGGGCGCGGCCCGAACUGCUGCCUGAUCUGCCUCGUGCCCCUGGGGCUGUCGCUCCUCCUGCUGCCCCUCCUGCUCUUCGCGAUGGAGAAGAAGAUCAACUGCGGCCAGGGCGACGUCGUGUCUUGGGAUGUGCCCAAGAAGGUGUACUGCUGCCUGCACGAGGGCAAGGGCUGCCCGACGACACCCGCUGCGCCCAGCACCAUGCCGGCGCUGGUCGUGCCCGUCGCGCCGGUCGCGCCGGUGGUGACAACGGCGAUGAGCACCACGUCCCCGUGCCCGAUCGACUGCAACGCCGGCUACAACGACCUCGACCCGCUGCAGUGGGUGCGCGGCUGGUCUGGCGAGAAGAAGAUCUACUGCUGCAAGACCGCCAACAAGGGCUGCCCCUCGGAGCUGCCCCCGCCCUCGGGCCUCCCGCAGGGCGACGCGCCCCCCGAGGAGGACAAGAGCGAGUACGACUGCGACGCGGGCUACCACCACUGCAUGCACUGCCUGGAGCUGUCGUGGUCCCCAGGGAAGAUCGCCUACUGCUGCAAGAACCAGCACAAGGGCUGCAAGGGCGAGGAGCCGGAGUGAGGAGCCCGCCCGCGCGGCUCCGCCGUUCGGGCUUGAUGCGGGUGGGCCGCCCGCAGCUCUCGCCUCUCGAGCGGCUGCCCCCGUUUCUGUUUCUGUCGUUGCCGAAGGGGGGCUGGUCGCAGCCAGAGCCCGCCGGGCGUGGAGGCAAAGCUACACGCGCCCGCGCGCGGCUCCCGUUGCCGCUCCCCUGCGGAGGAGACGUCAGGUUCCUCGAGCUCGAUGCAUGGGAGUCUUUAGCGCUAG